UCAAUGUAUAUUAUAUUACUUAAAUAAACUUUAUUAGCUGUAUCCCACAAGUCAUUACUGAACAAAUUUACAAAAUAUAAAAUAUGCCCGGCGACGAACCAACCUUUCCGGCAGCCAACGUGGCGGUGGUGAUGGUGCCAAUGGUGGCCCACGGCCACCUUACCCAACUAUACCACCUCUCCCACCUCAUCUCCACCUACAACCUCCCCAUCCACUUCAUCACCACCACCGACUGCCUCCAUCAACUCCACUCUCGCCACCGUACCACCACCGCCAAAAACAUCCACUUCCAUUCAUUUACAACCCCACCCUUCACCUCCCCACCACCACACCCAUCCACCCCAUUCCCCACCCACCUCCAACCCUCCAUCAACUCCACCCUCCACCUCCGCCACCCUACCACCACCCUCAUACGUCAUCUCUCACAACACGUUAAAAAAGUCGUUGUGAUUCAUGACUUUCUCAUGUCUUACGUUGUUCAGGACGUCAAACUAAUACCAAACGCUGAAACUUAUCUCUUCCACCCUUUACCGGCUUUUUAUAGAUCCUCUACCCACUCCGAGAAAACCGGUAGACCGUUCCCGGUUGAACCGGAGUUAAUGAAGAACCUUCCUUCUCAAGAUGGAAUAUCUAGCCCGGAGUUUUUGAACUUUUUGGCACUUCAAAAACCCCACAUGAAUCACGUUGGAGAGUUGUAUGAUUCUUCCAGAGUGAUUGAAUCUGUGUUUUUUGAAUAUUUGGAGAAAGAAGAGAAAAAAAAGAUAUGGGCUGUUGGGCCGUUUAACCCGGUUCAUAUAGCAUCUAAUGCGACGGAUUUAAUAAACCGUCAUAGAUGCUUGCAAUGGCUGGACAAGCAGCCUGCAAAUUCGGUUAUUUAUGUGUCUUUCGGGACGACAACAACCUUUAGUGACGACCAAGUUAGGGAGCUAGCUCUCGGGUUAGAGAGAAGUGGACAACGGUUUGUUUGGGUGGUUCGAGUGGCGGAUACGGGGGAUUCGGUUGGGUUCGAGGAGAGGAAGGUUGAGUUGCCCGAGGGGUUUGAAGAGAGAGUGAUGAGGGGGCGUGGGUUGAUCGAGCGGUUGUGGGCCCCACAGUUGGAGAUUUUGGAGCAUUUUGCGACGGGUGGGUUUAUGAGUCACUGUGGGUGGAAUUCGUGCAUGGAGAGUAUAUCGAUGGGAGUGCCGAUAGUUGCGUGGCCAAUGCACUCGGAUCAGCCGAGGAAUGCGUUUUUGAUAACGGAUAUUCUUAGGAUUGGCGUAUUGGUGAAGAAUUGGGAGCGUAGAAACGAGUUGGUGAAGGCAAAUGUGGUGGCAAAGGCUGUUAAGACGCUAAUGGGUUCCGAGGAAGGUGAGGAGAUGCGGAGGAGAGCAGUUAAAUUGGGUGGCGAGGUCAAGGAAUCAGUGGCGGAAGGCGGUGUAAGUCGCAGGGAAAUGGAUUCCUUCAUUUCACAUAUAUGUAGUGCUAUGAUGCUUGCCCUAUAAGAAUGGGUAAGAGUGACUUUGGUUGUAUUUGAAAACUUAUGUUAGAAAAAAAAAACUUAUGAGCGUUUUCGAUCCGAGGGUCGACUAAAUUGUUACUAUAGAUUUUUUUUUGAACGGCAAAUAAACUUGACAAUUGCACGUCGUUAAGUCAUUUUCACUCAAUGUGACAUGUUUGUUUUUAGUUUA
Helianthus annuus (common sunflower) is the source of this 1667-nucleotide messenger RNA. Its product is annotated as zeatin O-glucosyltransferase-like. The coding region runs from base 84 to 1481 and encodes 465 amino acids. Lineage: Eukaryota; Viridiplantae; Streptophyta; Magnoliopsida; Asterales; Asteraceae. The transcript has a single exon. Gene Ontology annotation, molecular function: UDP-glycosyltransferase activity. The record is from RefSeq and is a predicted model, not a curated record.